Colletes gigas is the source of this 369-nucleotide messenger RNA. Its product is annotated as ctenidin-1-like. NCBI's taxonomy places the organism in Eukaryota, Metazoa, Arthropoda, Insecta, Hymenoptera, Colletidae. The transcript has 3 exons. The record is from RefSeq and is a predicted model, not a curated record. Bases 22 to 369 code for a protein of 115 amino acids.
UACAUCGCUGCAUUAACAACCAUGAAAUUCGUAAUCGCUAUCGUUGUCGUGGCCCUGGCGUGCCCCAUCUACGGCCAGGAAGAGAAGAAUAUCGAGAAAAGAGGAAUCAGUUACGGAUUGAGUUCUGGAGGCGGUUAUGGCGGCGGUUAUGGCGGCGGUCAUGGCAGCUAUGGAGGAGGACUGUCGAGUUCCUCCCUUGGAGGCGGAAGCUACGGUGGAAUUUCCGGAGGGCACAGCGUAGGAUACAGUAGUGGAGUUUCUGGAGGAUACGGUGGGCACAGUCUAGGAGGCUCUGGAGGAUACGGUGGUGGAAUUUCCGGAGGAUACGGUGGUGGACUUUCCAGCGGAUACGGCAGACAUGGAUGGUGA